AUCUAACAAAGUGCCCACAAACUAAGCUGGGGAAUAACCCAUUUCUCGGUAAUUUUGAUUAAUCAGUAUUUUGGAUAAAUGUUUUGUAUAAUACUUUAGUUUCACGAGGUGAGCUGUUCAGUUAAGAUAUAAUUAUCAGUGUUAUUUAGUGCAUUUUUAUACUUUAAUUAUGUUGACAGAAAAUUAUUUUAGUGAUUAUACUUCCCUUGAAAAGAGUAAUAUGUCUUAUCCAAAUAUGUUAACACCACCUUCAAGUUCUGAAGAUUCUCCACAUUCAACUUAUUUAGUGGCAUCACCUAGUUCUAAUACAUUUGAAUAUGACAAUUAUGAGUAUGCUCCUGUACAACCUAUUAUCUACCCAAAGCCUACUGUCAUUGUAGAUCCUAAUUUACUCACGGUAAAAAUGGAAGGUCCAACAACACCCUCUGCAACACUACACUUUGUAGAACAACCAACAGAUCGGUUUAGAUUUCGCUAUAAGUCAGAAAUGGCGGGAACCCAUGGAAGUCUUACUGGUAUUAAUUCCGACAAAUCGAGGAAACCAACAUAUCCCACAGUAGAACUAAGAAAUUGUGGCAAUCACGACAAAGUUGUUAUAAGAUGUUCAAUAUAUCAAGCAAAUGCAAACCCUAAAGGUUUUUAUCCUCAUGCUCACAGAUUGAUGAUGAAAAGAGGGCGUGAAGAGUUCGACGAUCCUCAUGAUGUGGAGGUUGGGCAUGAAGAUGGCUUUAGAGCCGUAUUUCAAGGAAUGGGAAUUAUUCACACCGCAAAGAGAAAUCUGGUAACUGAAUUGGUAAGAAAAAAGGUUCAACUGCAAGAGGAACAUGUUGCCAGAACGGAAAACAGAAGAGGAUUGACCCAGAAGGAAGUAGUAGAGAUUAAGGGGUUGGCUGAGAGCGAAAGUAAAUCAAUUAAUCUGAACAUAGUUUGUCUAAGGUUUGACGCUUAUAUUAAAAAGAAUGGUAUAUUAUUUCCUCUUUGUGAGCCUAUUUUUUCACAUAGUAUCAACAAUUUGAAGAGCGCCUUAACGGGUGAUCUUAAAAUUGUUAGGCUAGAUCAUGUCGUUAGCCCAGCGAAAGGAAAUAAAGAAGUCUUCAUAUUGGUUGAAAGAGUCACGAAAAAAAAUAUUAAAAUCCGAUUCUAUGAACUUGACGAUGACGAAAACGUUGUUUGGGAAGGUUGGGGCCAAUUUAACGAUUUGGAUGUCCAUCACCAAUACGCAAUCGUAUUUAAGACACCCAAAUAUAGAGAUGAAAACAUCACUUCUCCAGUCAAUGUCUUCGUUGAAUUGGUACGACCGUCGGACCAAGCUCGCUCAGAAGCGCGAGAAUUUAGAUACGUACCAAAUAAAAAUAUGGCCAAACCUGGGCAAAAGCGUGCCCGAUACGAUUAUUACUCGUCUUCCAGCUACGAUAGUUCCAAUGUAGGAAGCGAAGAAUUACCAGCUGUAAUCAAUACACUUCAAAUUGGACAGGACUCUCACAUGUCCUUUAAUAACAUUCCAAGCGGUUUAAGUGACGAGAUAAAAAGAGCUCUGACUGAUAUGAACUCUGAUGAGUUCCAACAACUACAUGACGCUCACGCUGAUGAAUAUCUUACACUACUAGAGAAUUUGGCUACUGAUGGAGUUAACGCUAACUCUAUGCCGGUAAGAAAACAACGGCGUGACAUACAAAUUCAAGAACCGAUCAAAAUGGAAGUUUCGAACGAAGACAAGAGAAUGGCGAUAAUGGUAGUAAGUGAAUUGAGAAGUUUUAUAAGGACUACACAUACAGCAGCAAAUGCCAUAACGAUAUUAAACAAGUAUUUUAAUGCAGAUAAUUGUACCAAUGCGCUUCACGUUUGUGCAGCUCUUCGAGAUAAUGAUUCGGCUAUGCUGUUACUGAAAGUAAUAGCAGUCUAUAGAGUGUUUCAUUUAUUAGAUAAAACCAACGACCAAAACUUAACAGCCUUACAUAUCGCAGUUAUGUGUCAUAAUAAGGAUUUGACUAAGGCAUUAGUAUUAUGCAAUUCUAAACUGUCUGUUACAGAUAGUAAUUUAAACACUGUCUUACACAUAGCGAUAAAAUCCAAUGUUCCAAUUGAGAUUUUCGAAACUCUUUUAAGGCCCUCGAGAUAUACUUCCGUGGAUCAGGUGAAAGGCUUUAUUGACAUGGUAAACCUAGAUGGAAAUACCGCAUUGAUGAUGGCUGUCGAGGCAAAUAAAUUAGCUUAUGUCAAGCUUUUGUGCUUCAAAAAUGCAGAUGUAAAUAAAAAACAGCCGAAGAAUGGUUUUGUACCAUUAAGAAUAGCAAUUGAGAAGCAACAUACGGAUAUAAUUCGAUAUUUACUUUCUCUUGAACAAACAGACCCCACUAUUAAAGAUUUUACUAAUAUUUCACCACUCGUUGCCGGUAUUAUGAAAACGGAAAAUGAAGAAAUUCGACGUAUUAUUGAAAACUAUAUGAAAUCAAAUAAUAUUGUGUUGGAUAUCAAAGAAGAACCAGAAGAGACCGAUGAUGAAAUGGACGUCGAAUUUCAGGACGUUGAAGUCAAAACAGAAAAGCGAGAGUUUUCACCAGAAGAACUGGAGGAACUUUACGAGGGUAUCCACAGUUUAACACCGCAGUGUUUGGACACAGUUUCAAGUAUUUUGGACAUACACGAUAAUUGGAAAAAUCUGGCUCAAUUAUUGGAAAUGGAACAUUUAGUUGAUAGUGGUAUGAUCAAAUCCGAAGCGAAAGCAAUUUUGACUCAUGCAAUCGAGGCCAACCACGAUUGGACAAAUCCAACCUGUAUCUUUGCGUUACGUAACUUUUUGGAAAACUUGGACGAGAUCGAAGCUGUUGAAGUUAUGGACAAAAUGGUUUUUGAACUUAAAAAUAAGACAUAACUCAUUAUUGAUGUACAUAAAUGGUUUAAAUUAAUUUUAUUUUUCUAGAUAUCAACGUACCUUUAUUAUCUAGUGUUAUUUUUUAAUAAAAGAUUUAUUUACA
This is a messenger RNA of Diabrotica virgifera virgifera (western corn rootworm), 2975 nucleotides long. It is a transcript of the gene Rel, whose product is annotated as nuclear factor NF-kappa-B p110 subunit. The coding region runs from base 170 to 2872 and encodes 900 amino acids. Gene Ontology annotation, cellular component: cytoplasm. Gene Ontology annotation, biological process: cellular response to stress; response to cytokine; inflammatory response. Lineage: Eukaryota; Metazoa; Arthropoda; Insecta; Coleoptera; Chrysomelidae. The record is from RefSeq and is a predicted model, not a curated record. The transcript has 14 exons. Gene Ontology annotation, molecular function: DNA-binding transcription factor activity; protein binding; DNA binding.